Messenger RNA from Gastrolobium bilobum, 783 nucleotides. RefSeq lists its product as uncharacterized. The coding region runs from base 1 to 783 and encodes 260 amino acids. The transcript has a single exon. Lineage: Eukaryota; Viridiplantae; Streptophyta; Magnoliopsida; Fabales; Fabaceae. The record is from RefSeq and is a predicted model, not a curated record.
AUGGCUGAUUACUCCUUGUUCACCAAAAAGACUUCCUCAACUUUCACUGCAUUAUUGAUCUAUGUAGAUGAUCUUGUUCUCACUGGCAAUGACAUGACAGAAAUCAACCAUGUGAAGUCAUCUCUACAUAAUCAAUUUCGAAUUAAAUACUUGGGACAACUCAGAUAUUUUCUUGGCUUGGAAGUUGCUAGAUCCAAACAUGGGCUGAUUCUUAACCAACAGAAAUAUGCUCUUGAAUUGAUAGCUGACUCUGGUAUACUUGCAGCUAAACCAGUCUCCACUCCAUUAACUCCAUCUCACAAGCUCAGUCGAGAUAAAGGCAUCACAUACUCUGAUCCUCCUACUUAUCGUCGAUUAGUGGGCAGAUUAUUGUACCUCACCGCCACAAGGUCAUAUAUUGCACACUCUGUCCAACAAUUGAGCCAAUUCAUGGCUUUUUCUACACAAGAUCACUAUACUGCAGCUUGCCAUGUUCUUCGUUACCUCAAAGCUUCUCCUAGUAAAGGUCUUUUUUUUCCUACAGUAAAUUCUCUUUCUUUAACUGGAUUUGCUGACAGUGAUUGGGCUUGUUGCCCAGAUACUAGGAAAUCUGUUACUGGUAUGUGUAUUCUCCUUGGAUCAUCACUCAUCAGCUGGCGUUCCAAGAAACAAAACACAGUUUCUCGGUCUUCAUCUGAGGCAGAAUAUCGUGCAUUAGCUAAUUUGACUUGUGAAAUUCAAUGGCUUGCUUAUUUGUUUCAAGAUCUUGGUAUUCUUUUGCCUCAACCAGUUUCGGUUUAUUGA